Molecule: messenger RNA, 765 nt
Organism: Lactuca virosa
Lineage: Eukaryota; Viridiplantae; Streptophyta; Magnoliopsida; Asterales; Asteraceae
Source: the annotation of a GenBank genome assembly
AUGAUAUAUAUCAUAACUCGUGCAUCCAUUUCAAAUGCAUAUCCCAUUUUUGCACAGAAGGGCUAUGAAAAUCCACGAGAAGCGCCUGGACGUAUUGUAUGCGCCAAUUGCCAUUUAGCUAAUAAACCAGUGGAUAUUGAGGUUCCGCAAACGGUACUUCCCGAUACUGUAUUUGAAGCAGUUGUUCGAAUUCCUUAUGAUAUGCAACUGAAACAAGUUCUUGCUAAUGGUAAAAAAGGGGAUUUAAAUGUGGGGGUUGUUCUUAUUUUACCAGAGGGUUUUGAAUUAGCCCCAUCCGAUCGUAUUUCCCCCGAGAUAAAAGAAAAGAUGGGCAAUCUGUCUUUUCAGAGCUAUCGCCCAAAUCAAAAAAAUAUUCUUGUCAUAGGCCCUGUUCCUGGUCAGAAAUAUAGUGAAAUCACGUUUCCUAUUCUUUCCCCGGACCCCGUUACUAAGAAAGACAUUCACUUCUUAAAAUAUUCUAUAUACGUAGGCGGAAACAGGGGAAGGGGCCAGAUUUAUCCUGACGGGAGCAAGAGUAACAAUACAGUUUAUAAUGCUACAGCAUCCAGUAUAGUAAGCAAAAUCCUACGAAAAGAAAAGGGGGGAUACGAAAUAACCAUAGCGGAUGCAUCAGAUGGACGUCAAGUGGUUGAUAUUAUCCCUCCGGGGCCAGAACUUCUUGUUUCAGAAGGCGAAUCUAUCAAAUUUGAGCAACCGUUGACAAGUAAUCCUAAUGUGGGCGGAUUUGGUCAGGGAGAUGCAUAA